This is a messenger RNA of Penicillium expansum, 1068 nucleotides long. RefSeq lists its product as uncharacterized. Bases 1 to 1068 code for a protein of 355 amino acids. Lineage: Eukaryota; Fungi; Ascomycota; Eurotiomycetes; Eurotiales; Aspergillaceae. The transcript is spliced from 2 exons. The record is from RefSeq and is a predicted model, not a curated record.
AUGAAAUUAUACAAUGUUUUCACCUUCCACAUCGUGCGCGACCAGCUCAUCGCCAACACAAUCCUUGUCGCCCUCGCCACCCUCCUGGUAAUAUUGCGUGGUGUCUCCCGACGAAUCCGAAAGAACCAUAUAGGAUGGGACGAUGCAUGCUGCGUCGCGGGGUUAUUUCACACAUAUGGAAUGCUUGCGAUGCAGUUCCACUAUGCUCGGGUCGGGAUGCGACACCAUAUCACGGCUAUUCCGCCGGAGAAUGCCGUAUUGAUCGCUAAAAUGCUUAUGGUCUACCAAAUCGUCUACUACAAUGCUAUGGUCUUGGCUAAAUUCUCUUAUCUCACCUUCUACCUGCGCAUCUUUGUGUCCAAGGAAUUCCGCAUCCUGACGUGGAUCUGUAUGGGCUGCGCGGGCGCAUACUGGACUGGGAGUAUGCUCCAAAUUUUCCUGAUCUGCACACCCUUCGAGAAGAACUGGAACCCAACACUGCCCGGUCAUUGUGCGAGUCAGAAUGUGGCAUUUUCGACGAUUGGAGCCUUUAAUCUUCUCACCGAUGUGAUGAUCAUGGCAUUGCCAAUUCGCUUUGUUUGGAAAUUGCAAAUGUCUCUCGCGACUAAGCUGGCCGUGGUCGGAAUCUUUGGAUUGGGUAUCUUUAUUUCCUCCAUUACCAUCAUCCGCAUCCAUGUUCUCACUACGGUCGAUUUUACCGAUCUGUCAUACUCGAUGAUCUGGGCUGCUUUCUGGAGUGUCACGGAGCCUGCUCUUGCCAUUUCAAAUUCCUGCGCGCCCAUGCUCCGGCCGAUUCUUAAGGCCGCCUUCCCGUCCCUAUUCUCCAGUGCCCGUGCUGCAUACUCGACGCAGCCGUCAACGGGAGCCGUCCUCAGCAAGAACAGUACGGGGAAACGGGUGCAUGGCAUGGAUGAGAUGGAUAGUGAAUUUCCGCUCACGCAAUUGGACCAAAGACCAGGAUCAGCGGAUGGAGGGUCGUUGAAUGAUCAGUCGCAGGAUGGUCCCUCGCACUAUACGCUAUAUCAGACCCAUAGGUCUGUUGUUGGGACUCCUAAGGAGCUUUCGUAA